AUGAAUGCCGUGACUUUGAGGAGUGGAAAACAGUUGGAAGAUCCUCCCGUCAGGGAGCCAUUAAAGGAGGUUGUUGAAGGGGUAGGCGCAAAUGGGAAGGCCGUUGAUAGUACUAUGAUUGAGGAAGAGCCAAAGGAAACGACUCCUCCUCUUGCUCCAUAUGUGCCAAGAGUUCCUUUUCCGCAGAGGUUAGCCCAAGCCAAAUUAGAAAAAAAGUAUGGAAAAUUUCUUGAUAUUCUGAAAAAGCUUCACAUCAACAUUCCAUUCUUAGAUGCAGUAUCCGAGAUUCCAUCUUAUGCAAAAUUUUUAAAGGAUAUGCUCUCUAACAGGAAGAAGCUAGAAGAGAAUGCUACAGUUGCAUUGACUGUAGAGUGUAGCGCAAUUUUGCAAAACACACUUCCUAAGAAAUUAGGCGAUCCAGGUAGCUAUUCAAUUCCGGUGAAACUUGGAGAUAUAGAGAUCAACAGGGCAUUGUGUGAUCUUGGUGCAAAAAUGGAGGAGGAUGCACAUGUCCCUAUCAUUCUUGGUAGACCAUUCUUAGCCAUUGCGGGAGAAAUCAUUGAUAUGAAGAAUGGUAAAAUCACUUUUGAAGUAGGAGAUGAGAAAAUGGAGUAUUCACUCUUGAAUGCCAUGGGAACUCCUUCCAUGGGAGAGACUAUUUGUUAA
Molecule: messenger RNA, 666 nt
Organism: Chenopodium quinoa (quinoa)
Lineage: Eukaryota; Viridiplantae; Streptophyta; Magnoliopsida; Caryophyllales; Amaranthaceae
Exons: 2
Coding region: 1-666 (221 amino acids)
Source: RefSeq, a predicted model, not a curated record